Molecule: messenger RNA, 2367 nt
Organism: Peronospora farinosa
Lineage: Eukaryota; Oomycota; Peronosporomycetes; Peronosporales; Peronosporaceae
Source: the annotation of a GenBank genome assembly
AUGAGCAUUAGUGUCAGUCGUGAGUCUAUUUCUAAGCUCAUGGGUGAACUUGUCGACACUUUUCCCAUGGAGGCAGAAGGUCGUUCGUCUAUCUCGGACUUUGGUAAACUUCUCUUUACUGAGGGUCAAGCCAAUAGCAACACUAUCACUACUUCUUCCUUUUCUACAAAGACGGAAACGAAACCUAAAGCUUCGACUAUACUUCAAACGGGUAGUAAACGUGUGUACACUGAAAUCAAAGGAAUUCCUCGUCAGAAACAACAUGAUAUCAUGAAGACAAAAGAUAAAGCGGUACCCAAGCGUUGGACACCAACUGAAGAUGAAAAACUGAGGGACGCGGUUGGGCGACAUGGUGAACGGAAUUGGAAAUCAAUUGCUGAAGAAGUGCCUGGUCGUAAUCACACCCAAUGUUUACAAAGAUGGACGAAAGUACUGGCUCCUGGACUUGUAAAAGGUCAUUGGCGUCCGGAUGAAGAUGAGCUCUUGAAAGAGCUGGUGGCAGAAGGUCGCAAAAACUGGGGUCAAGUGGCUACGCGUAUUCCCGGUCGAACAUCGAAACAAUGUCGUGAACGGUGGUAUAAUCAUCUAGAUCCGAGCAUCAUACGUGGAGAAUACUCACAAGCAGAGGAUCGGAUGAUUCUUGAUGCACAAUCGAGAUUAGGUAAUCGUUGGUCAGCUAUUGCUGCAAUGUUGCCUGGACGUACAGAAGAUGCGGUAAAGAUUCGAUGGAAAUCACUUUGUCGUGUGCGAAAAGGACACGGACGUCGUGGACAGAGUGGCAAAAUUAUGACCCCCAAGGGCAUUAUGGAAAUACCGGGACAAAUGAUGUCGCAAAAUGGCACGGGGUUUAACGAUAAUAUGGUCAAGAGUGAAGAAGUCGCUCCAUUCUCUAUGCAUUCCCAGCCACAUGGUGCACAAAUGGUGCGACUUCCAAACGUUCAGAUGGUGUCGGCUACGAAUAUGCAGUCGGGUAAUCAACUUUGUCAGCCCCAUCACCAGACCAUGAUGGCUGGAAAUGGAAUCAUGUAUUCGACGGAUAUAAGGGGUGGUGGAUAUGAUCCAACGAUGGCACAUUAUCGGAAACCUUUGAUGCAGCAACAAAAUGUGAACAAUGGCUACGAUCAUCCGUUGCCAUCUCCAGGAUCCAUGACAAGUAGCAACGCUCAGGAUAUUUUAGGUGACCAUCGGUCUAACAUACCAUUGCCAGUACCUUUUCAGUCUCAGGACGGCUAUCGACAAGGUUACCCAGGUUCAUCUCCAACUUAUGCUUUAUACAUGAAUGGUGGCAUGUAUUCCACGGGAUCUUUAACGCCUAGAGGAGGCAUGAGCAAUGGGUCAUUGUAUGGCAACAGGACUCUACAGAUGGAUACUUAUCGUCCUGGACUGAUAUACAGCCAGCACUUGCCAUCCCACCAGCCUCAGCAGGAUGUGUCGCAACACGCGCAGACAAUGUCUUACAAUUAUGUACUGCCGUCUGGGCCAAGCUCAACUGAAGACAUAAACAGAGGAUCAUCAGCAAGCCACUCGAUGCUAUCAAGUAACAACGGGAUGAAUGACCCUGUAGCUGGAUUUGUACAGCAGCAUCUCCGACAGCAAGAACCACACCAGUUUGCGGGUCGCUCGCCAUCUACCCGUCAUCACCAGGCUCAAGAGCACUACCAAUCAGUGUACCACCAGGCUCAAGCGCACGAGCAAACCAAGUCAAACCAUAAGAUGGAGCCACCAGUAUUGCUACUGGCUCAUUCGAAACAGUCGGGUACAAGCGGAAAACGAACAAAACAGGAGUCACGACAUGGACUUUUGUCUACUCCGUCGAGCCAGGCAAUGCCAAAUCCGGCCGCAAUGUUUGCUCGCAGCCAAGCAGCCAAAGCAUCCCCUGGAUCUUGCAGUGGCAACCCAGUGGCUGCUUUUGUGCAGAUGCAACACCAUCCGAAGCCUAAUAGUGCUAGCAAAAAGGUUCAAGCGGGCCCACAGAGGCCUUUCAACUUGGCUGCGACAUUUGCCCAGCGGUUUCAAGCGGGACAAAAGGCACCGAUUUCCAGCAGCAACAGCGCAGGCUCUGCCAAAUCCAACGAUGACCCAGCAAACGAGGAUGACAGCAGUGAGAAUGGCUCGGGAUGUAGGACAAACGAGCCUUCACUCAAAAAGGUCAAGCCGAGGCUCAGUAUUGAUGCUGCUCGCGCUUCAGCCGCUCGUCGAAUGCGCAACUCGUGCAGUGGCGGUAAUUUAGCUGGUCGUGGAAGUCUGGAUGUGUUUUUGAACGAGAUUGGUGACGUCGGCCGGUUGUCAGACCUCAAGAUGGAUGAAUUUCAGACCCUGGAUGAGUUGUGGCGAGUCUCAGGCGAUAUGGACCGGCUGUCCCUAUGA